AUGGAGGUGAUCCGGGGGCGGCAGCGCGUGACAUUGGGCUGCGCGGUGCUGGAUCAGGUCUUGGAAGGAGGAUUUCCUUGCGGCGCCAUCACGGAGCUCGUUGGGGAGAGCACUGCCGCCAAGACGCAGCUCGCGCUCCAGCUACUCGUCACGGUACAGUUGCCAGGGUCUCUCGGGGGAUCGAAUGGCUCGGCGAUCUACAUCCACACGGAGGGGUACUUUCCAGGUCGCCGGUUGCGGCAGCUCGCUAGCGCGUUCCAGAGUUCCAGGGGGCUAGGGUUUGAUCCCUGCGACAAUGUGUUCGUGGAAGCGGUUGGAACGAUCCAAGAGCUGAUUGCCCUCUUCGAUCGCUUGGAGCAGCUCUUCGAGAUGCAGCGGGAGAUGCCGGUGAGGCUGCUUGUGAUCGACUCCAUAGCGGCAUUGUUUCGCUCGGAAUUCGAGAACAACAGAGCGGAGAUGGUGGUCCGAGCUGCAACCCUCUUUCAGGUCUCCGCCAAGCUCAAGAGAUUGGCUCACAGGUACGAUGUGGCAGUCGUAGUAACGAACCAGGUGAUGGAUUGCAUGGACGGAUCCAGCGGCAUCCAGAUAGGAAAUCUUGCGGAGCUUGUAUCGUCUCGGAGAAGGGUGGCUCCAGCGUUGGGUUUAGCGUGGGGGCAUUGCAUCAACAUCAGGAUUUUUCUAUCAAGGAGCCAGGAAUUCCUGGAAGCUACAGCCAAGCGUCCAAAGCUGGACCACCAAGAUGUGGCCGAAGUUUCGAAGAGUACAAAGAGGGAGUUACACGUUUUGUUCGCUCCACACUUACCUUACAGGUCGUGCGAGUUUGUCGUCAAUCAAAGUGGCAUUCACGGAGUACUCGACGAUGACAGAGAAAAUGCGUGAUUCUUUAUCUUUCUUGCGACGACACGGUGCUUGUUUUUUGCAUGGCUGCUACGAAGGCUUGCAGAUUCUUCGUACUUGAGCCUUCUCGUUUUAGAGCUUCCACGCAUGCGGUGCUCAGCACCUCGACCUUUUU
This is a messenger RNA of Selaginella moellendorffii, 1012 nucleotides long. RefSeq names its product DNA repair protein XRCC3 homolog. The transcript has 2 exons. The record is from RefSeq and is a predicted model, not a curated record. NCBI's taxonomy places the organism in Eukaryota, Viridiplantae, Streptophyta, Lycopodiopsida, Selaginellales, Selaginellaceae. Gene Ontology annotation, biological process: t-circle formation; resolution of mitotic recombination intermediates; double-strand break repair via synthesis-dependent strand annealing. Gene Ontology annotation, cellular component: Rad51C-XRCC3 complex; replication fork. Gene Ontology annotation, molecular function: four-way junction DNA binding; ATP-dependent DNA damage sensor activity; ATP binding. The coding region runs from base 1 to 879 and encodes 292 amino acids.